AUGGUAGAUCCCACCCGCGCUGUGAUUCUGCAAUCUGCUUUGUAUGUUUUCGAGAAGGAAGCAGAGGAGGGAAAGGCGAACAGCUUGGAAUGGAACCUUGGAAGUUCAGGCACCAAACCUUGUAUCAUAACUCAACGUUCCUUCAGGGCCCUUGGAUUAGGUGGCCCUCCGUGGGAUUACCUUGACCCCUUGCAAUCAUCGCCGAAGCUAGGAUAUUCCCAACUUGCCGAGGUAUCUCUACGUGCGGGUUUGCAGCAGUCGGAGAUGACAUUGAUAUGCCCCCAAUAA
This is a messenger RNA of Histoplasma capsulatum G186AR, 288 nucleotides long. RefSeq lists its product as uncharacterized. The coding region runs from base 1 to 288 and encodes 95 amino acids. The transcript has 2 exons. NCBI's taxonomy places the organism in Eukaryota, Fungi, Ascomycota, Eurotiomycetes, Onygenales, Ajellomycetaceae. The record is from RefSeq and is a predicted model, not a curated record.